This is a messenger RNA of Fukomys damarensis (Damara mole-rat), 867 nucleotides long. RefSeq names its product DnaJ heat shock protein family (Hsp40) member B7 (gene Dnajb7). Gene Ontology annotation, biological process: protein refolding; positive regulation of proteasomal ubiquitin-dependent protein catabolic process. Lineage: Eukaryota; Metazoa; Chordata; Mammalia; Rodentia; Bathyergidae. Gene Ontology annotation, molecular function: Hsp70 protein binding; ATPase activator activity. The record is from RefSeq and is a predicted model, not a curated record. Gene Ontology annotation, cellular component: endoplasmic reticulum membrane; cytosol.
AUGGAUUAUUAUAAAGUUUUAGGAGUACACAGAUAUGCUUCACCUGAUGAAAUUAAAAAGGCUUAUCAUAAAGUAGCACUUAAACGGCACCCUGACAAAAAUCCACAAAAUAAAGCAAAAGAAAAUUCAGAUAAGUGGCUGAGGCAUAUGAUGAAAAAGCGAGGCAUUUAUGAUAAAUAUGGCAAGAAAAGAUUAAAUGGCGGAGGUGGAAGUGAUUUUGAUGACGAAUGUGAUUAUGGUUCCACAUUCUGUAAGCCAGAUGAUGUCUUUAUUUAAGAAAUGUCUGGUGAAAAGUACACACUUUCAUUUCACUUCUUUGGAGGCUCCCUUGAAGAUCUUUUAAAAAGAUGCUUGUGUGGAAGCAGAAACAGAAGCAGAGGUACAGGAUCCUUUUAUUCCUCUUCCAGUGAACUUUUUGAGACAUUUUCUUCAUCUGAUAUGGGAUAUACGUCUCAUGGUUUACUAGGGCAUAAGGGUCUUACUUCAUUUUCUUCCUUGGCAUUUGAUGAUAGUGGGAUGGGAAACCACUUUUAUGUUACAACUUCAGGCAAGAUUGUUAAUGGCAGUAAUAUUAAUUCAAACAAAAAUAAUGACAGUGAUCAAAAAGAAGCUGGAGAUGAUCUCAAGUUGAAAUUCCUCUUUGUGUAUGAUGUGGGAGACAAAGAGGAAUUUGCAGAAGAAUGCAGCUGGAGAAAACAAUCAUUCAAUUUACCAAAUUCCCACAGCCCCAAGAAUGUGUUUCAGCAUACUUCAAUGGACAAUGAAGAGCAAGCUACACCCUGGGUCUCUAGUACCUGGGAUCCCUGUAUUUUCUCAGCAGGAUUCAAAGAAGCUUGUAAAUAUUUGAACAUAGUCAUUGUGGUGUAA